Messenger RNA from Mangifera indica (mango), 1417 nucleotides. RefSeq names its product uridine kinase-like protein 5. Gene Ontology annotation, molecular function: ATP binding; kinase activity. Lineage: Eukaryota; Viridiplantae; Streptophyta; Magnoliopsida; Sapindales; Anacardiaceae. Bases 45 to 1316 code for a protein of 423 amino acids. The record is from RefSeq and is a predicted model, not a curated record. Gene Ontology annotation, cellular component: cytoplasm. The transcript is spliced from 12 exons.
GUGUUGCUGGCGGAACAGCAUCUGGGAAGACAACCGUUUGCAAUAUGAUUAUCUCCCAGCUCCAUGAUCAACGCGUUGUUCUUGUAAAUCAGGAUUCGUUUUAUAAGACUCUCAACGAUGAGCAAUUGCGAAAUGUUCACGAGUACAACUUUGAUCAUCCGGAUGCCUUCAACACAGAGCUUUUGCUUUCUUGCAUGGAAAUCCUGAAACAGGGGCACCCAGUUAGCAUCCCCCAUUAUGAUUUCAAGACUCAUAAAAGCACUGAAGGGGCUCGCCAGAUUAAUCCCUCAGAUGUGUUCAUUUUGGAAGGAAUACUAGUACUUCAUGAUAACCGUGUUCGUGAACUCAUGAACAUGAAGAUCUUUGUUGACACAGAUUCUGAUGUGCGUUUAGCACGAAGAAUCCAACGCGACAAUGUCGAAAGAGGAAGAGAUGUCGAAAAUGUGCUUAAUCAAUAUGCUAGAUUUGUAAAGCCUAGUUUUGAAGAAUUUAUACUGCCAUCGAAAAAGCAUGCCGACAUUAUCAUCCCUAGAGGGGGAGACAAUGAUGUGGCAAUCGACUUGAUAGUUCAACAUAUUCGUACAAAGCUUGGCCAGCAUGACCUCUGUAAAAUAUAUUCAAAUGUUUUCGUUAUUCUCUCAACAUUCCAGCUUCGCGGUAUGCACACCCUUAUACGAGAUGCUAAAACGAAAAAGCAUGAUUUUGUUUUCUACGCUGAUCGACUUAUUCGUUUGGUUGUAGAGCAUGGCCUAGGACACCUUCCUUUCACUGAGAAACAAGUCAUUACUCCAACAGGAUCUGUAUACACUGGAGUUGUCUUCUGUAAAAGGUUAUGCGGGGUCUCAAUCAUUAGAAGUGGGGAAAGCAUGGAGAAUGCAUUAAGGGCAUGUUGUAAGGGAAUCAAAAUUGGCAAAAUCCUUAUCCACGGAGAGGGUAGCAAUGGACGGCAGUUAAUAUAUCACAAACUACCCACAGAUAUCUCAAGCCGUCAUGUGCUAUUGCUUGACCCCAUUCUGGCUUCUGGAAACUCCGCUGUCAAAGCCAUAUCUCUACUUCUGAGUAAGGGCGUUCCAGAAAGUAACAUCCUCUUUCUCAACCUCAUAGCUGCACCUCAAGGAAUUCAUGCUGUCUGCAAGAAAUUUCCGAAGCUAAAAGUUGUGACAUCGGAGAUUGAUGCGUCACUGGAUGAACAUGCUCGAGUGUUGCCAGGCAUGGGGGAGUUUGGCGACCGAUACUUCGGUACAGGUUACAACUACAAUACCGCUUUCAAGACUCAGUCUAUCUCACUACCUAUUAGUUUGGGAACACCAAAAUGACAGAAUAAAUUACAAUAACACAUCUGGAUUAGUUACAUAUAAAUGCAGAGGAUGAAAUUUUGUUCAAUCAAAAAAUAUAAUAUCAAUACUACUAAAUUCGG